Molecule: messenger RNA, 2711 nt
Organism: Neocloeon triangulifer
Lineage: Eukaryota; Metazoa; Arthropoda; Insecta; Ephemeroptera; Baetidae
Exons: 2
Coding region: 1600-2673 (357 amino acids)
Source: RefSeq, a predicted model, not a curated record
GUAGAAAGAUCACCUGUGUUGGUUUGGCCGUCUGUGUUCUAAUUUGGCCUUUGGUGGUACCAGGACUUUUUGUUGUUGUCGUGAUGGUUCUUUUUUCAGUAUUUUGAAUUUUCGUGGUAGCUUCGGUAGUUUGCAAGGUUGGGCUUACGCUGGCAGUGGUACCAUCUUGCAGGGUGUUGACGUUGAACCCUGUAAUUGUGAAAUUUAAUGAACCCGGCGUUGUGGACGUCCUCCUUCGUCGCCUGGUUGUGGUGUCAUCGUAAUAUUCAUUUUCAUUUAAGGUGGUGUACGAGCCGGGUUGAACUGUUCUCGGUUCAACGAAAUCUAUGUCAGGGUCGCUGGACGUGGAAGUGGUUCUUCUGCGACGUCUUGUGGUUCGCCGACGACGCUUGGCAGGGGUUGUGUCAUCAUAGUACUCGGAAGUCGUUGUUCGUCGACGUCGGGUCGUGGAAGUCAACUCGUCAUAGUAAUAAUCAUCAUAAUAUGCUGGUGUCGUAGUUUGCCGUUUUCUGGUCGGACGAGUGGUUGUGGAGAAUUUACCUUUCCUCUGGGUAGUUUUCCGCAAACGACGGGGAGUGAUGACUUCGAUCGCUUGCGUUUGCCCUUUUGGUUUUUUGAAAGCAAAAAAUAUUUUCUGCGUCGCCCGAAACGUGAAAACUUGCGCACGAACUUGUUUGGUUGCUUUUUGAACUACCUGCCGCAUUUUCUUGUCCUUCGAAUUCUUGAAAAUUUCAACAUCGGAAAAUUGGCGCAGCCCCGCACAUCUUUCUUUCGUGCAACAAUUGGCGAUAAAAGUUCUUCUUGCUAAUUUAUCCAGUCGAUCUAUAAUUUUUAAAUUCAUGUUUAAAGAUAUGAGCAUUGCAUAUUAAUCAGUUACCUUCUUUUGUAGCGUUUUCCUCUCCAACAAUCUAAAUUUCGUGUUUAUAAUUUAUUUAGUCAUAAAUAGGAAGUAAUUCAAAUUUUAGAUUUACCAUUUCCACGUUUAUUGAUGCAAUGAUAAUCAUGGUGAAAAGCAUAGUCGAAAGUUUGGAACUAGAUCUUCCAUCUUACAAUUAGUUCUUCUACCUCUGUUAGAGACAGAACAGAAAUUUCAAAUCACUGAAAUCACAAAGGAUUGUUUGCGGAUGUUCGUAUGAAAAAGCAUCAUGGUGGCGAAUGCAGGAAAGAGAGCAUGGUUUGGAAAAAAACAUUAACAGCAACAGUCGACGUCACUCGAUUGACACAAUUUCAACGAAUCAAAGUUUUAAAAUGCGCGUCAGUACUAAUUAACCUUACAAACGGCUUGUCCUUAUAAUGAAAUUUUUAUUUUGUUUUAUUGAAAAAAUUGUAUUAAUUUUUUUACAAUGUAAGAGUUAUUAAGGGACAAAAAUGAUAUCGAGUAAAGUAAAACACUAAAAAACUUCACUUAAUAACUAGAAUAAAUUAAAAGAAAAAAUUUUAUUUUAUAAAGUGGGAGACUGAUUUAAAAUAUCCUUCAACUGAUAUUGCCUGGGAAAUUGAAAAUAGUGACGUAUUCUAAAUGGGCAAUCAUGAUUCUAUUAACAUUUUGAUAUUCGAUUUUACGCAACCGAUGGAUAUAUAAGCUUAAAAAAACCUUCCAUGGUAGUAGACAUCGCAGUUAUGCGCGCAAAAGUUUUAUGCUUUCUUUCAACAUUGGCCAUCAUAGUCCUGGUGCACAAAUCAGAUGGCUUUGCACACAACAGAAAAGUUUCUGUUGAGCAAGAUGAAAUUGUUCUACACCGCGAUGCUCGCCAAGUGAAGCCGACCACCAAAGCAGCAACCAAGCCCACGACUAAAAAAGCCACGACAAAGAAGGCAACAACAAAAAUCACCCCCAAAGUGACAGCGGCAAAAGCAACAGCCAAACUAACGACCACGAAAGCAACAACCAAAACGACGACUCCACCACCUCCACCCACUGUGGUUGAUCAGGAUAUGAUCGGGGGUAUUUUGAAAACAGCAAACGGAAUGGUGAACCAAUUAGGGAAUUCAGUCAACGAGCUGGCUGGUCAAAUCGACCCCAAUAAAAUUAUGAGCGACAUCAAUCAACUUGGCCAAAAUUUGACCCUUCCGGACUUGUCUCAAGUUGGUCAAGGGCUGACAGGUCUUGCGAGUGGCCUUGAAAAUUUGACUGGAAAUCUACCUGAUUUUUCAAAAUUAGCACAAAAUUUGACAAAUAAUUUUGUGCCUGAUUUGGACGUUAUAAAAAAUUUAACAAACGUAUUUUCUUUUCCUCCAAAUUUCCUUAACUCUUUUCCGAACUCGCAACUCCCGAACCUUUCAGGGCUGCUGCCACCCUUGCCUGAAAACCUCCCAAAUUUGUCGGGUUUGAUUCCCCCAGGAGGAUUUCCAAACCUUCCAGGGUUGCUGCCACCUUUGCCUGGAAACCUCCCAAAUUUGUCUGGUUUGAUUCCCCCAGGACUUAUUCCAAAUUUAAGUGGAAUUUCUAUUCCCUCUGACUUGUCCGGAAUGGUGAAUUUGCCAGGUAAUAUAAUUCAGAACGGCCUCUCAUCGAUUCCUGCUAACCUGACGCAGCAACUUGGUUCGCCAGUUAAUAACUUGGUUCAAACUGGUGCACAACUGACCAAAUCACUGCUUGGAAAAAGCGGUAAUUUAAGCUCUUUUCUUCCACCAUCUUUGUCAAAAUUCAAUUUUGGUGCACUCUUCGGUUGAAAAAAGAAAACAACAAUUCCACAUUGUUACUGAAUAAU